AUGAGGUCUCUCUUUAUGACAUCGUUCUUGGUUUCGGUGGCCAUGGCCUGGCCGGUUGAAGUACCACCACAGGAGACUGAGUCCCCGACUCGUGUUGAAGAGAGGGACAUCGGCCAGGUGCUCGCGAUUAUCCCUACAACCACUGGGCAGAUUGGAAUCAACCCAGUUUUGGUGGAUCCAGUUGCGACAGACGGACCAUACGCUACAUAUUUCUCAAACUAUAUCGACAACAAGGGCAACUGGAAAGCAAAAGAUACAGAACAUAUCACCCAGGUCCAAGUCAAAACCAAAGAUAAUAAGCCCACAACAGCUACCGUAACAGCCCCAGUAGCCGUUAUGACCGGACCCAGUGGCGACCUUGACAUCCUCAUGACGCCCAAGCUCCAAACGCAAUUGGAAAACAUGAUGAACAAGGCACCUGCCUGCUCGAAGAAGCGAGAAGCAGCAUGUGGAAUCACUAAGUUCCUCGAAGAUUUCAAAGCCGACAAUUCCGAGGUGAUCAAAGCCCUGAAAGAUGCCGUUAAAGACAUCCAAUUCCUAAGCGAAGAGGUGCUCAAAGCUCUGGGUACUUCUGCUACCGCACAGGAAGCCCAGAUGGUUGCAACCGGAAUAGGUAGCAUGAGCUUAGUCUGGAUGGCUUUCCAUGUCUACGCAAAGAACCAUCUACCGCUCGUGUUUGGUAUUAAAAGGCCGCCGAAGAACAACUUGCCCACCACAGAGGACCCUCCUGCUGAUCCCAAGAAGUGUCCGGCGGAUGCGCCCAAGGGGAAGGAUGCCCCGCUCUGCGGAGACUGCAAGGGGGAUAAGAAUGUUUGUCAGGAUGGCAAAUACAAAUACUGUGAAUGUCUUGACGUAAUCAAGCCCAUUUUCUACACCUUUGAUAAGGCUUGGCUCGAUGCACAGGCCGAUGCAAUCAAGUAUGCUCUUGCACAUAUGGACGACAAGCCUAAAGUAACCUGCUCCGACACUGGUUACAGCAACGCUGUCGCGGUUGACGUCUCUUUUGUCAACAGCCUUGCAGAUAAAUUCUGUAAGGGCGAUUCGAAGAAAGAGCGACAUAUGACACUUGCUGGCAACGACAUUUCGUCAGAUGCGUAUAAGAAAUACACCUUUGACCUGGCGUACGCGCCGCCUAAAGAUGUGAACGAGCAGUGUGACACAGAUUGUCCGGGAGCGAUCAAGGCCAUGACAUCUAACUGCCAAGGACUUGACAGUCAUAGCGUGCAGAGAGGAGCAAACGUGACUCUUCCAUGUGGCGCAAUUUAUAGCUACAAGAUCAACAUUCCCGAUCGCCCAGACCAAGCGGACAUCACUUGUGCCAAUGGAGGUGACUACAGCAAGGCCAUUGAUGUGGACGUGUCCUUCUUCAAACGCAUGUCUGAGAACUUCUGCGGCGGAGACCUCUCCAAAACCCCUAAGAAGGACCUGACCAGCGACGACAUCAAGUCCAGCGCUUACAAGGGCUACAAGUUUCACUUUGAAACCGACUCAAGAACGGAUUGCCUACCCGACUGCAAGGCUACGUUUGAGAAGAUUGCUCCGAAGUGCCAAGGCCUCAACAGCCACUCAAUCCAACCAUCUGGGAGUGCCAAAUUUUCGUGUGGGACCAGCUUCAGCUACAAAAUCGAGAAGCCCGGUCAAGCACCUCCGACAACAACACCAGGAAACAAGCUCGGCUCGAUCAAGUGUCAUGGUGCCAACGACUUCGGCAGCCAUGCAGACAUCUCCCCCGACUGGCAGAACUCGUAUACCGGGUGGGCGUGUGCAGGCACUGCUAUUCCAGAUAAUAUCAUGGAUGAAAAAAGUGCUCCAAUUGUGUGGCAGACAAAGACAAAUGAUGCACCGUACUAUUACUCGAUAUCGUGGGUCAACGGGUGCAGAGGAGAAAAGCAGAGCCCUUGGGCUCCGCUGGGGGAUCAGAAGUUCCCAGAUAGUAACGACCAAGUUACGUGCCAGAAGUUGCUGAGAAAGGAUUUCACAGACUGUAACAAUGGGGGUGUUGGGGGAUAUAGGGAUGCCGGAUGUCUGCGGUAUGAGUUCAAGGCGCAGUAUACCAAGUAA
This is a messenger RNA of Penicillium subrubescens, 2061 nucleotides long. RefSeq lists its product as uncharacterized. The coding region runs from base 1 to 2061 and encodes 686 amino acids. The record is from RefSeq and is a predicted model, not a curated record. NCBI's taxonomy places the organism in Eukaryota, Fungi, Ascomycota, Eurotiomycetes, Eurotiales, Aspergillaceae. The transcript has 7 exons.